This is a messenger RNA of Odontomachus brunneus, 2138 nucleotides long. Its product is annotated as cytochrome P450 4C1-like. Lineage: Eukaryota; Metazoa; Arthropoda; Insecta; Hymenoptera; Formicidae. The record is from RefSeq and is a predicted model, not a curated record. Gene Ontology annotation, molecular function: iron ion binding; oxidoreductase activity, acting on paired donors, with incorporation or reduction of molecular oxygen; monooxygenase activity. The transcript has 14 exons. The coding region runs from base 392 to 1897 and encodes 501 amino acids.
AUGUUCCAACUCUUUCGUUACAACAGUAUUGUAAGUUACGCUAUUGUCAGAGGUAGCGUUAGAGGUAAAACAUAUUAUGCUGUUUACUUCGCGGCAAUAUAUAUCGGUAUAUCGAUUUGUUCAGAAUUUUUAUAUUAAUUUUUUGAAAGAAUACUCAAGUUAUACAAACUUAUAUGUGAAAAUACAGUGUCAAUUUGUGCACGAGAGUCCGGCAUUUUGCAAACAAUCAAGUGAAAUUUUAAAACAGUGAUAAACAAGAUAUCUUGCUAAUCUUAUAUUGUCUUAUCUUCUUAUCUUAUAUCGAACGAGAAUACACGAUAUUAGUUAUCAUUUGUUGAGAACGUAGAGACGAAAUAUAUCGCAUUGGUUACAUCGUCAUUUAAGCUGCAUCAUGAUAUUUACAAGUGUAGCAUUGAUAAUCUUAAUAUGUGUUGGUAUAAUAUAUCUAAUCACGGAUUAUCGUAAACGGUUACGAUUCUUUCAAGCGGCAAGUGUACUACCAGGUCCAAAAACGCAACCAAUUCUUGGGAAUGCCUAUUAUUUUCUCCAAAGAAAUUUUGACGAAUUCUUGAACAGUAUAUCUUUGCUCAUGGAUACUUACCCGUCUCUAUUUCGAUUUUGGUUGGGCAACAAGUUAAUUAUUUUUACAAACGAACCAGACCAAAUAAAAAUAAUUCUUGAAAGCUGCUUAAAUAAAAACGUGCUGUAUCAGACUUUGAGACCGUGGCUAGGAACGGGACUCAUUACUGCUCCUGCACAUAUAUGGUUUGGACAUCGAAAAAUGAUAGCUUCAAGCUUCAAUACAAACAUAUUACGAGGAUUCUGCGAUACAUUUGUGAAACAAACUUCAAUAUUUAUGGAGAAAUUAGAACACAUGCUAAAUGAUGAAGUAGAUAUUUUUGAACAUAUAACAACGUGUACUUUGGACAUCAUUUAUGGCACUUCAUUGGGUAUCAAGUUGGAAUCGCAAUUAAAUAAAAAUACUAUGUAUGUUAAUGCACUAAUAAGGGUAAAAGAGAUAAUCUUACACAGAAUACGAAAUAUAUUUUUAUUUUCUGAUAUAAUAUUCUAUUUUACUCCUCUAAGUCGCGAGCAGCAGAAGCAUUUAAAUUAUAUAUAUUCUGCUGCGGAAAAGGUAAUAGAACAAAAGGAAAAUGCGAGAGAUAAUUUAGUUGGAAAUAAAAACCAAUCUGCUAAACCUUCAAGAAAAGUAUUCCUCGAUUUAUUAAUGGAAGCAUCUGACGAAGGCAAAAAAUUCACUAGAAAGGAUAUUAUCGAUGAAAUCAAUACGAUAACUUUUGCCGGCUCCGAAACAACUGGAAUCACACUAAAUUUCACGAUGUUCAUGUUAGCAAAUUUCCCAGAAGUACAACAAAAAGUGUACGAGGAAUUGCUGGAAAUUUAUGGUACGCAAGACCCAAAAUUCGCGCCUGUCAAGUUCGAAGACUUGCAACAUAUGAACUAUAUGGAGUGUGCUAUUAAGGAAACAUUGAGACUCUUCCCCGUUGUGCCUCUCGUAGGACGUCGAAAUAAUGAAGAUUUACAAAUAGGACAAUAUACUAUACCGAAGGGCGCUGAUUUUUUUAUAACAAUAUUAUCUUUGCAUCGCAAUAAAAAUUAUUGGCCGAAGGCGUUGACAUUCGAUCCAGAUAGAUUUCUUCCGGAGAAUAUAGCAAAUAUUCAUCCAUCUAGUUAUAUACCGUUUGGUACCGGUCCAAGGAACUGUUUAGGUAUGAGGUAUGCAAUGACUUCUAUGAAAGUUCUCAUAGCAACUCUGUUGCGGACAUACAUAUUAAAAGUGGACAAGAAGGUCAAAAUAGAAGACAUAGAAUUAAAGAUGGAUCUUGUGUUAAUGCCCAUGAACCCUUUAAAAAUCAGAAUUGAAAAGAGGAAGUGACGACAUAAUAAAAUAUGAAUGUACUAACGGAGGAAAUGGAAUUUCUUACUAAUAUAAUUAGUUGAUAAAAUUUAUCGUUACUUUUAAUUUAAUUGUUAUGUUUUGUGUAGAAUGUUACAAUAUGUCAAUUAGAAGUCAAUUAGAUUGAUAUAUGUAGUGCAAAGCGUUAAUAUAAGAAAAUUAAUUAUUCCUUUAUUUUAUUAAUAAAUAAAAAAUGGUGCCUAAUAAAAUGGUGCUGUAA